Molecule: messenger RNA, 4554 nt
Organism: Leptidea sinapis
Lineage: Eukaryota; Metazoa; Arthropoda; Insecta; Lepidoptera; Pieridae
Gene: cv-d
Exons: 29
Coding region: 52-3990 (1312 amino acids)
Biological process (GO): lipid transport
Molecular function (GO): lipid carrier activity
Source: RefSeq, a predicted model, not a curated record
UACCCAAGACGAGUUGACGAUUUGCGAAAUUUUACAUUAAAAUAUAUUAGGAUGCAUAUGUGUCUUCUUCUUCUCUCGGGUAUAACCCUAACGUCAGCAUCAGGUCUUCAAUCCAUCUUCCCGGAAAUGAAGCAGUAUACCUACGAGCUGAAAACCAACGUGUCCACUGGGAUCCUGGGCUCCGAUACCUACUGGACCCUGAGCGGCAGACUGAUGGUGGUUGUUUAUGACAACUAUACCAGAGUCAGGUUUAAAUUGGACGAUCUGAAGACAUCAUUGCACAUCAGUCAUCGGUACUUGGACAUUCCACACGAGUCAGGAGAAUCAACGAGGUAUCUGGAACAGCCCUGGGAGGUGGACUACCGGGAGAAUGGUUUCAUCAACGGUAUUUACGUCGGCAACGAGACGACCUGGUCGCUCAACAUGAAGAGGGCCAUAUCCAUCAACUUUCAACUGAAGAAGGAUCUUGGCUCCUACAGUAGCGAUGAGCCGUGCCUGUACGGGAGCUGCCGGAUGCUGUACACCAGCAGUGGCAGCGGCAGCAGGAUCAAGAAGUACAGCACCAUGCAGAUGUCUGCUGGGGCUGAGCGAAGCUGGAGCUCCGUACCCUGGAGCAACGAUUACGGCCGUGCUGUGCCAGAGACCAUCUCCACAUCAGCUCGGAUCUACGAGCUGGAUGAGCAUGGCCUCACCAGUCUUUAUACAAACGGGGAUUUCCUAUUCAGAGUCCACGAUCACAUUCUCACUGUCUCCACUGAGCUUUCCUUGUAUUUACAUGAAGAUUCGCCCGCGGAAAGUGUUAAGAAGCUGUACAUAACCCGAGAGAAUAUCGAAUACGAGCCAACAGAUUUCAACAACCCAACCAAUGGGAUACUGGAGCGCACUCAAGAUUAUCUCAAGAAAAGAACUUAUGGGGUUCUCAUGAAGAUAGUCAUGAAAGGAAUCGACGCAGACAACAUUGUGAGGAACGAGUCUUUGAUACACAGCCUUGACUUCGUGGACUUGUUGGACUCUGUAUCCCAGCUCUCCUACGACUCCCUGAAGAAGGUGUUCGACGAUCUUGUUUUAGGCACCAGUUACGAUCUGGAAACUGCGAGAAACAUAUUCCUGGAGGUUCUGCCCCAUUCCAGAAGCGAUGCCUCUGCUAGAUUUAUUAAAUAUAUCGUUGUUGAAGAGAAGAAGAACGUUGAAGAUGCUGCGCUCCUUUCAUUGAUCAGGAAACUACCGUUCAACGUGGCAAACCACAGCCAGAGUCUACUGGAAGAGUUGGAGGCUUUAAGCAAGUUGGGUCUAGACUUCUCUGUCGAUAUCCGCCACGCCGGCAUCCUGUCGUUCGCGAUCCUGGCCUACAAGACUGCUGAAGCUGAUCGGGUCAAACAAGACUACUUCGAUAAUAUUGUUGUCAAGUAUUUCAGGAUGUAUAGCGAUUGUCCUCAAUACCUGGAUAGGAUGGUUUGGCUCCAGGGCUUAUGCAGUCUGGGAUACACGGCAGAUUCCUAUAUCAAGACCAUUUAUGGAGACAGCUCCAGAAACCGCCAUGAGAGGUUGUGGGCAGCUCUCGCGUGUGGCCAAGAUCCGCGAGGAUUUGUGGCUCUGGAGACCAACUUGCCAAUCCUGACUAAUGAUUCAGAGCACAUACAACUGCGUAUCGCGGCUUUGCACGCCAUCCUGAGCUCCGACAUUCGCCCCGCUGACUUCCUGUUCAUCCACAACUACAUCACCAUCUCCAACAGUGAUCAGCUCAAGAGAUUCUGGUUCACUACUAUUAAGAGUCUGGAGACGAAUCCACACUUUGAAGGUUACAAGUCUAUUUUACACUACGUCCCGUUCGUUUCUAAACUCGUUACGAACCCAGACACGACGUUCUGGGCUACAAACAACUACGUCGUCACCAACGACGAUGAGUUGGGCCCGGGGUUGCAGCUGUUCAGUAUCGGUGAGGAGUCUGGCGGGAUGCCGGCGAUGAUCAGUGCGACCUUCACCAGCGGUGGGAGGAGACCUUUUCAAGCAUCUAUGUACUUAAUUGCUGAAGGCGUGUCUUCGCAUAUGUUUAAGCGAAUGAGAAAGCUGACCACAAAAGACGCAACAGUAGAGACCCUGAUAAAACUUUUAGAGAAAAUGAAGAUUUGGACACUGAAAACGCCGGAAGAGGUGCACAUAGACUUAGUAAUCAAAGUGCAGGACAAGACGGUGUUCGCGACUCACGUCAACCAGACACGAUUCAACAAUUGGAAUGGGCACGAUAUGGCCAAAUCAAUAAUGGAGUUCCUGAGGUUCGGUAGUCACAUCAACCAGCAGAUGGUGUACUAUCCGAUGCAGAUGGACAUCGACCUACCGACUGAGCUAGGUACUCCGAUCCGGUUAAGGUCAUCAACAUUAUCGUUCACAUCAGUGCGCGGAAACCUUACGGCGCCUCCCGACCCUAUCUUGGACCUGGAUUGGGAGAAUGACUUACAUAUACGGUUCCAGGGCACGCAGGUCAUAUCAUUGUCGACGUUUGCGCCUAUCCUGCAGUCGGAGCAUGUGGCCAGGGUUCAGCGCUCCGUGGUAGCCCACCUCCCCAUCAAGUUCAACAUCACCUUGCAGAGCUCCACGCGAUCUGUUGCUUUCACAUGGUUGAACCCGUUUGCUCAACGCGCGGGUAUCGCGAUGCAUUCUCGAGCUCAGAUAACCCUGGAGUACGGACACAUAAAAGAUGCUUAUACCGUCACGUCGAAACCCAUAUCAAAUGUCAAUGAAAAGGGUAUUUUCUUCGACUGCGAACAGCAAACUUCGGGUGCGGAAGUUAUAGAACAAUACCUCAUGUCUAAAAUUAUAAAUUACAACACGCCUCAAUCACAAAACUCCCUCGUGGAUACUAUACACCAAUUGACCCCCUUGCCAGGGUGCGGGCUGAUACUCCCUCCUACCAGACAAGACCAGGGAGGAGAUGAAGUAAUAAAAGUUAAGUUUAGCUUGGGGGAUGUAUCGCUAGAGAGAGUGGACAGAGUUGAAGCCAACUUCGGUGUACUACUGAGCUAUUAUAGUUUCGACGAACAGGACAUUUAUCUGAAGAUAGACUCCAACACGAAGGUCAAAAGCGCUGGAAGGAACGUAUCCGUAGAAUGGCACUUAUACGUGAAACAACCACAUGCCACAGAUCCUCAGAAAACUCACUGGAAGUUGUGUUACUCCGAGAACGACAGAAGCCAUGCCCCAGCGGACCAGGACAUCACCAUCACCCCAGCGGAAUAUGAAGGUCGCGUGGUUAUCACGUACCGAUCAUCUGACAGGUUCAUCAGCUGUGCCACGGAUGACGGAAGUAGAAUAGAUCUGCACUACAGAGGCUUGCCGAAAUAUGUGGGUGGAACGUUAGAGAGGCAAAUGGAAAUGGAGAUAAUGGGAGAAAAGCUUCACGACUUCGAUUUGCUGCCGAAGCUGGGACUGCUGGGUGGAACACCAGCUGGUCAGAUUAUUGGUAGUAUGGAGAAGGACUCCAUCAACGCCAUAGUGCUUAUAAAGGAGAGGAAUGGAGUAGCUUCUAUAGUGGUGAACAGAGGACCAGAAAUGCAGUUCAAGUCGGAAAGUCUCGCGUGGCUCUUGGACAACCUGACUAUAACACAGCUCAUGAAGAAGUUUGGAAUAUAUCGGGAGUGUAAGGUACACUCGACAACAGUGGAAACUCUUUCUGGCUCCGUGGACCAGCUUCAACCCCUGCAGUGCGCAGAGACCUUACUCCUGGCAGACUGUUCUGAAGUGCCCAGUUUCGUAAUUCUCCGACAAAAAGAUGGCGGAAUCAAAAUGUACGACGUCGACCACAGCGCCGCUGACAACAGAACAACGGCCGGGUCUCCGUUGGUACCAAUCAAUGAUGGCGUGAGGAUUGUGUCGGAGUCAACGGGGGUGCUUAUCUACAAGAAACACAACGAAACAACAAUACUAGUACCAUUCGCGUAUUUAGACACAGUUUGCGGCGAGUGUGUUGGACAGAAUGACUUUAAUGAUUGUUAAAUACUUAAAUACUGGUAGUAGUCGUGCGGAUAUACAAUGGGAUUAUAAAUGGCAUCGGCUCUGUUUACUAAAGUUAUGCAAAUAUUGCCACAGUCACUUGCUUAAAAUAUAGCGCACACCACACAAUCAUUAACAGCGCAGAUCUAAGCAUAUUUAAAGUGAAAAUUACAGGAUUAAGCGUGAUUUUAAUGCAGAGUUCAGAAAUAUGAUAGUGUUGUGACCUUAUUAUAAUUGAUGACCAUAAUUAUGAGUGUGUCUAUAAAUUUAAAUAAUGCUUCAAGUUCACCAUUUAAAACCAGGUCAAAAUGAUGAAAAAAAAAUUAUGGAACUAUAACUUCUUGCGUGCAUACAUAAGUGCACACACAUUUUUUUUGGAACGAAACCCAAUGGACUCGUGUUAUUAUUAUUAACGCGAUAUCACGGUAAGCGACAACUGCAGCAUAGCACCACACUGCAGGCGUGCGGACAGCGGGGGGGAGAUGCUCCCGUUCUUUAUCUCAGGCACCGACUGCUUUCAACUCGCGUGAUAACUGUAUUAAUUUGAUAAUAAACUUCACUAAAUAA